Leishmania braziliensis MHOM/BR/75/M2904 is the source of this 1752-nucleotide messenger RNA. RefSeq lists its product as hypothetical. The transcript has a single exon. NCBI's taxonomy places the organism in Eukaryota, Euglenozoa, Kinetoplastea, Trypanosomatida, Trypanosomatidae. The record is from RefSeq and is a predicted model, not a curated record. Bases 1 to 1752 code for a protein of 583 amino acids.
AUGUGGCACCUACCACCGUGCAAAUCCACCCAUGAUAUCACUUCUUCCUCUCUCGCCGAGUCCUCUUCUGCCGUCACGCCAUCAGCGCUGAGCGAGGAUGUGGCAAGUUUGCUAGCGUGGGGCCGACGCGCGCUGCAGGCGCAACGGCAGCAGCGACGGGUCUCACGCACCAGUCUCGCGUGUCCUGACCAAUCAUCGGUGUCACCGAGGCCACCGCCACUGUGGUCCUCGGCCGCGUCCGUACCCACUCCUGUACCUCCGGGAGCCCAUAAGCACUCACGGUGGCUACCUACGGAAAGUCUGAAGGCGUCGGCAAGCACCUCUGACGUCCUGCGCACAGCUGUGGAUACAGUGCAUACCGUUGAGCAGGCGCGAAAGCGCCUCGCUCAGCUCGAGGAGUUGGCGGCGGCAAACACGCGUGUGUUCGAAAGUCGAUGGGCGCUGCUGAGUCUCGGCCGCGAGCGGCUGCUGCGGCUGCACCGUGAGCAGCAUGAGGUAGAAGCUCCAUCUCCGCGCACUCGCGAGUUUCAGCGGCUUACCGUGACUGCGCAGGCCAUCGUGGAGGGUGAAGCGUCGCUGAAGGAGAUUUUGCGUGGAAUUCAUCGGGGUCUUGCCGUGUUGUACCAGCAGCACCACAAUCAUCAUGUGGAAGGUGCGAACUACCCAUCAUCGACGCGGCAUCAACGCAAUGCCCUGGUGGAAUCAAAUUACGUGGGCAGUUCGUGCAACAGUGAAGAGGGUGCAGAAGUGGAGGAAGGCGCCUCCGACUCCCUGCGCAGUCUUGCGGAUGCUGUGGUGCGUCGCACCCGCCUCGUGGUGAAUGCACAUCUUCAGUGGCAGAGAGCCCGCGCAGAGCAGCAAAGGGCAGCGGCAGCGCGGCUGCAGCAGCGCACCGAGAGUGAACGGGCGCUGCGGCAGCAACUAGAAAGGCUGAAGGCUGCCUUGGCGGAGGCGACCGAGCAAGAGACCCACGAACGUCGCCGGCUGGCGGAGUUGCGUGCACAGUGCGCCGCGGCUGAGCGGGCCGCUGCGUUACAGAAUGCCUCCGCGCUGCGAGAGGAGGCUGCUAAAGAGGCACUGCAGCGCCUUCAGCAACUGCAGCAGCACGUCACUUUGCAGAACGACAUUGCACGUCAGGAGCUGGCGGCCAGCGAGACCCGCUAUGACCAGGCGAAGGUAGCGUACGACGUGGCCAUCAGUGACCACCGCGCUGCUGAGGAGGCACUCGCAGCAGCGCAACAGGCAUGCCGUGACUCAAAGCGACGACGUGAGGACGCGGAGAGCGGCCUUGUGCAAGUGCGGCAGGCGCUGAAGUCGAUUUCUGACAAAUUCGCUGCGCUGCGCGCGCAGCGUGCGCAGGCAGCGGAAGACUGCACUUUGGUCGACGAAGCAUUCAAUCAGAAACGGCGCGCGCGUGAUGGCUUGCUGGCCGGUGAAAAAAGCGAAGCUAGCAGUGGUACACCCACUACCCUCCCUCUGAGUGGCUCGAGUACAGCAGACAGUGCAGCGGAACGCUACGCGGUGCUUCAGCGAGAACUACCGCGGUUGGAAGAGCACUUGCAGCACAUCGUAGGGGAGGUGAGCGCUCUGGAACGGACCGAGGCUGGGCUACGAGACACGCUGGGAAGGGUGAUGGGCGCGCUCGGCCUGUUGCGCCGACAGAAAACAGCCCUUGAGGCGUACCUUGCGUCCCCCGACAAUGGCGUCGACGACGCCACUUCGCGCUGUGGCACGGGAGACGGGGAACAGUAA